AGCAGUCCGAUAGCCAGGAAGCCCGUGCACGUCGACCGACGUACGCCACCAUGCCGGGGCUCACCAUAGGCGACACCGUCCCCAACCUGGAGCUGGACUCCACCCACGGCAAGAUCCGCAUCCACGACUACGUUGGCGACGGCUACGCUAUCAUCUUCUCUCACCCAGCCGACUUCACGCCCGUGUGCACGACGGAGAUGGCGGCGAUGGCGGGGUACGCCAAGGAGUUCGAGAAGCGUGGCGUGAAGCUGCUGGGCAUCUCGUGCGACGACGUGGAGUCGCACAGGCAGUGGACCAAGGACGUGGAGGCGUACGGCGGGAAGCAGCAGCAGCAGCAGCAUACGACGACGAAGGUGACGUUCCCGAUCCUGGCGGACCCGGCGCGGGACGCCAUCCGGCAGCUGAACAUGGUGGACCCCGACGAGAAGGACGCGGCGGGGCGGAGCAUGCCGUCCCGCGCGCUCCACGUCGUCGGGCCCGACAAGGCCGUGAAGCUGAGCUUCCUGUACCCGGCCACCACGGGGCGGAACAUGGACGAGGUGCUGCGCGCCGUCGACUCGCUGCUCACGGCCGCCAAGCACGGCGGGAAGGUGGCCACGCCCGCUAACUGGAAGCCCGGGGAGUGCGCCGUCAUCGCGCCCGGCGUCUCCGACGAGGAGGCCAGGAAGAUGUUCCCGCAGGGGUUCGAGACCGCCGACCUGCCCUCCAAGAAGGGCUACCUCCGUUUCACCAAGGUUUAGCUAGCCGACGUACGGCACGGACAUCUAGCUCGUCUGUCAGUCCGCGUCGACCGGGGUGCGCGGAUCUUUUGUGCCUGCUGGUGGUUUCUCUGACUAGUACUAGUAUAUAUAUAGGCUCUAUGUAUGUGCGUACUAUGCCGUGCCGUGUUGUCUCGUGUAGUGGUGGCAACCGGUUCGUGGCACUACCGCGCUAGUAUUGUCCACCCAUAUCAAUGUCCUCUUCUGAACUUAGCGGCGCACAUGUUUGUGCGUGUGUGUAGCAUCUGCUAGUGCAAUUGCAUGAUGCAUGGCCGUGCGAAAAGGCCCUCGGCGCUACGACAGCAGCCAGCACGGCACGUUUCAAAGUAUGCCUGAUACUGUACGAUGUCUUAUAGCAUCUUCGAAAGACUAUUUAAAUAGCUCGCCAAGCCAAAUUUUGGCUACUUAACACC
Zea mays is the source of this 1171-nucleotide messenger RNA. Its product is annotated as 1-Cys peroxiredoxin antioxidant. NCBI's taxonomy places the organism in Eukaryota, Viridiplantae, Streptophyta, Magnoliopsida, Poales, Poaceae. Gene Ontology annotation, cellular component: mitochondrion; cytosol. The transcript is spliced from 2 exons. The record is from RefSeq and is marked validated. Gene Ontology annotation, biological process: cell redox homeostasis; cellular oxidant detoxification. Bases 51 to 740 code for a protein of 229 amino acids. Gene Ontology annotation, molecular function: peroxiredoxin activity.